Messenger RNA from Copidosoma floridanum, 5504 nucleotides. RefSeq names its product multiple EGF like domains draper (gene drpr). NCBI's taxonomy places the organism in Eukaryota, Metazoa, Arthropoda, Insecta, Hymenoptera, Encyrtidae. The record is from RefSeq and is a predicted model, not a curated record. Gene Ontology annotation, molecular function: scavenger receptor activity; protein binding.
UUCUGCAUACUCCCAUUUCUCCUAUACGGUCACCGUGAAAAAAAAUUUGUUUUGUUGUGCUCGCGCACUUCGCUAGAACUCGCUAACAGUUAUGUGUCUUUGUUCAAAACAUAUUAUUUGCCGUAGUGACAGUUGAGUGGUGAGUUUCGAAUCGCCGAUUUGUCUUUACUUUCAAGUUCUCCGAAUUCGAAUUGGAGGAGGGCCAGCCGACCGGAGGUAUCAACUUUAUAUUGCAGUGUACGAGCCAUCACCGCAGCCAUACGCACACAAGCUCGGCCCACGCGUCAAGCUUCAUAUUAACGCAUACACAGCUUUGGAUGUGUGGAGCGUUCAAAGAUGUCUAAGAUCACGGUGGGGAUGACUGAUGGAAUUAUUGUUUUCAAUGAAGACUAGAGAAAAAGCUGGGCAUUUAAAUCAAAAAUUUUGUCAUUAAUAAAGUAAAAAAUGAAGACCUUAACUGCACUAGCAAUCUACGUCGUAGCUGUACUAUAUUUUGGAGACACAAACGCUCUUGAGGGUCCAAAUGUUUGUACGAGACAAGAAGCAUAUACUGUGACCGUUAAGGUUUCCGUACAAAAGCCAUACACCGAGAGACAAAGAUCCUUUUGCUUCAACGCUCCCCCGAUAUGUUCUAAGUACAAGAUUAGCUUCAAGACCGUCUUCAAAAACGAAACUAUAACAAAAUAUCGCCCAGUUGAAGAGUGUUGCAAAGGCUAUGCUCAAACAAACGACGGAGAAAAGUGCGUAGCAGUUUGUUCGAAACCUUGUCUCCAUGGGUCAUGUAUAGCACCUGACGUCUGCAAAUGUGAAACUGGAUAUGGCGGACCAUCUUGUGAUGUCAAAUGUCCACUGGGUAAGUGGGGUAAAGACUGCCUGGAGACUUGCCACUGCGAGAACGGCGCAAGCUGCGACCCCUACGAUGGCAAGUGCACGUGCACUCGCGGCUGGACUGGGGACUACUGUGGAGAGCGAUGUCCGCCCAAUAGGUACGGCCAAAAUUGUGGUGAAGAGUGCCGCUGCCGUAAUGGAGGUAGCUGCCAUCACAUAUCCGGCGAGUGUCACUGCGCUCCAGGUUACACCGGCCCACUAUGUGAUAAUCUUUGCCCGGCUGGAAAACAUGGUGACGAUUGCCAAUCGGAAUGUCGUUGUCAAAAUGGAGGAUCAUGCAGUCCAACGACGGGCAAGUGUUUCUGUACCCCAGGAUGGAUGGGUUCAGUCUGUGCCAAUAGAUGCCCUGAAGGUUUCUGGGGUAAGGAAUGCAAAGAAACUUGCGAUUGUUACAAUGACGCAGGUUGUGAUCACAUAACUGGAGAGUGCCAAUGCAAACCUGGAUUUUAUGGGGAUAAGUGUUUGAAGAGUUGUCCACAAGGUAAAUUUGGUCUCAACUGCGAGGGUACCUGCCCCAAGUGCGAAAAUGAAGCUCAGUGUUCGAGCAUCGAUGGUUCAUGCAUGUGCAUGCCAGGCUGGACUGGUGAUAGGUGCAACGAACGCAUGUGCCAAGAUGGUUUUUAUGGUCCAGAGUGCUCAAAGGUUUGCGAGUGUGACACCGAUAACACCGAGCUGUGUCAUCCGUGGACAGGCCAGUGCAGAUGCAAGCCCGGUUUGGCCGGGAAAACAUGCUCACGACCCUGUCCCUAUUACACGUACGGCAAUGACUGCCAGAAUCGUUGUGACUGCCAGAACGAUGCCCAGUGCUCACCCGUCAACGGCACUUGCAUAUGCGCUGCUGGCUAUCGGGGCGAGCGUUGCGACGAGCUCUGUCCUACCAACACCUUCGGCGAGGACUGUGCACAAAAGUGCGUCUGCCUUCAUAGAGCUACCUGCUCACCCGAAGAUGGACACUGCAACUGUACUGCAGGCUGGGACGGUGUACACUGCGAGCGUCCUUGCGCCCUUGGUUUCUUCGGAGUCGAUUGCAGCGAGAAAUGCAAGUGCCUGAACAACGCUGCUUGUGAUCCGCAAAAUGGAACAUGCACGUGCCCACCGGGUUACACGAACGAGCUGUGCGGCAACCGUUGUGAGAGAGGCUUCUUUGGCAUUGGAUGCUCGCAAGUGUGCGAUUGCGAUCCCAACAACAGCAUUGAUUGCGAUCCGGUUACCGGACGUUGCAUCUGCAAGCCAGAAUGGAAAGGGAUUCGUUGCGGGACAAAGUGUCCAAACGGUUUGUACGGCGAAGAGUGCCACAACGAGUGCAACUGCAAGAACAACAGCUCGUGCGAUCCGAACACUGGUGAGUGUGUAUGCGCACGGGGUUGGGAGGGUACAGAUUGCUCGCAGCCGUGCAAGAAGGGAUGGUAUGGAAUGCGCUGCAAGGAAAAGUGCCCUGAUAAAAAUCACGGUAACGUAACAUGCGACCACGUGACGGGACAGUACGUCUGCCGCGCGGGCUACGUCGGUAUGACGUGCGAGCACCCGUGCCCUGCGAACCGCUGGGGCCAAAACUGCGACGAAUACUGCGACUGCAAAAACGGCGCAGAGUGCCACCACGUGACCGGGGUCUGUCAGUGUCUGCCCGGCUGGCAGGGCGAGCACUGCCAGUUUCGCUGCCCCGAGGGCACCUACGGGGUCAACUGCACCCAGCACUGCAAGUGCCUCAACGGUGGCAAGUGCCGGGCGAACGACGGCUACUGCAGGUGUGCACCAGGCUGGACUGGUACCCGGUGCACAGAAAUUUGUCCAGAAGGAUACUACGGUGACCAUUGUAUGGAGCCAUGCGAGUGCAAAAAUGAAUUUUUCAUUUGCCACCCCGCGGAAGGUUGCAUCUGCAAACAUGGCUACACAGGUCCAGACUGCACUGAAGAGCUGUACUCACGUAACGUUCAGCAAAAGGACGAAGCAGGCUACGGUGGUGUGGUUGGUGGUAUUUUCGCUGGCAUCAUGGGCAUAGCAAUAUUCUGCGCAGCCUGGAUGUACCACAGAAAGCGCGUUGCUAAUCUUAAAAUGGAAAUUGCGCAAGUGCAAUACAUAGCCGAGCCAGUCACACCUCCAGAUCGUAAUCAGUUUGAUAACCCUGUGUAUUCGUAUCAAGGAAAUUCAAGAAACGAUGACGGUACGGAUACACUUCUUAACAAUGUACAAAUCAGGAAUAUGUUAACUAGAAAAAACGUAAACAGUGAGAAAACUAAAUUAGGUCUCGGUUUUUGUACAGACGAUGACGAGGAUAGCUGUAAAGGUGAGCAUGGAUUACAAUACAACCACUUGGCCCUACUAAAAAACCGAGACGCUGAUCUAGGUAACCCUAACAUGAAUGUGUACCACAGCAUCGAUGAGAUGGACAAGAAAAACUCCGAGCACGUCUACGACGAAAUAAAACAGAACAAUUCCGAUCUGGAGUACGACCAUCUGGACUACACGAGAGCUCAGAGCGACCGGAAGCCCCAUUACCAGCGCAUGGCCAACAGCUUAGGAUCGAGCUAUCGUGACUCUGGGUGUGGGCCUAGCAGGGCCUCUACGUCUUCACACAACAAUCACGAUGCCGAGCUUACCAAAAGAUAAAAAAUGCAAAAUAAGGAUUCCAAUGUCCUCGUAUUUUUCUUGACUGUUUGUCUUCUGUGACCGUCCCUUCCGUUUGAGGUAGAGCUUAUUCAAGCACGCCUUUAAUCUUAGUUCAUCGUAUCAGCAUCAACCUCAAGUAAUACAUCCCUGUUUCGUUGGGCACUAUGACAUUCGUAUGUAUAAUUUUUGCGAAAGACUGUCUUUUUAUUUUAUUUUACGAAGUUAUUAUAAUUGUAUGGUGUUUCGAAGGUUGGAACGAAGGUAAGGAAAUUAAGUCUUCGCAUUUUUUUGCAACUUACCGAUGUGUUCAUCUUUGUGUAGCUUUCGAUGAAUUUUACUUAUAUUCGUAAGAAGUUUUUGUACGAAAAUCAACCUUUGAAUUUUUUAUGUAUUUUUUUGUAUUCGAUUUAAACAUUGUAUUCUGUCCUACAUUGACAUAGUGUAACGUAAUUCAAAUGUCUUAUAGAAUAAAUUAUAUCCUACAUCGAUGUAGUGUAAUGUAAUUCAAAUGUUUUUAUAGAAUCUGCUCUGGUAUGCAGAUUUAGUGAGCGUGAAGUUAUGAACUAAGAGCAUAUCCAUACGUGAAUUACGGCAUAUCUAUAUUUUUGUUGGACACUUUUAAAAUGUUUAAGUAAUGUUUAGAAAUAAAUCUAAUGAAUUACAAAUUGAGAAAAAUCAUAUCGAAGCCAUUUUUUUAGAUGAAUAUUUGUGAAUGUUGAAAUUUUAAAAAGCCAAACAAUGAAAAAUUAUCAAAACAUAUUUUAAAUCGAACUCAUUUGAUGGCAAUAUCAUGAGAGCAAGCUUUCAUUGAAAUAUUGAUGCGGACAAAGUUCCAUUACUUGUUAAUUUUUGGAUACUGUAUCCAUGUAAAUAUAUUUUUAUCUACGAUUAGUCAUAUAACGUUGAAUAUAUAUAACGUGUAUUAAGUGACACGAUAUUUGCGUAGCACGCAAGUAUUUGUCGAGAGAUUUGUAAAUUUGUUUGUGUGUACACGUAUACUGUUACACUAUUUAAAUAUUUUCUGAACUUACUGUAAAUAUUUCAAAGAGGUAAAAAAAAAAAAAAAAAAAAAACGAUUAAAGUGCCAGUACUGUCAGGAAAUGACAAGUUACAAAAGUUUUAAGGAUUCAAUGCAUUUUCAACUGUACAUAAAUUUAAUAUAUUCCACCUCACUGUACAGCAACAUAAAUCAUGAAGUAAAUGGCCACAGUCCAUUGAACAAAAUAUAAAUGACGCUCGAUUAAAUUUAGCCGCUUACGUUACGUUACACUUUUGGCUUAUUUUGCUAUGGUAAAAAACCAUUCGGCUCUGGCAUCAUUCAAAUUCAGGAAUUUGUUAUCAUAAUUGUUGUAUUUGUAGUUUCGUAUAAGCAGUUAUCUAUUUUACUAUGUGCCUUGUUUUAUAACCGGACAAAUACAUACAAUAUUUAACAUUUUUAGGAUUUUAGUGGUUUUGACAUCCAGCAUUGUUGUUCUUUUAUAACUUAAAAUCCAUAAUGCAUUGAAUCCUCAAAAUCUUGCAGUUCUGUUCUUUUCUGACAUUAUUUGGUGUCUACGUACUUGUAUGCAGUGAACACAUUUUUAUCUAUUAUUCAACGUCUAUUUGUAUUUUUUAUUUCUAAACUUUAUAUGCCCUGCAUUGAGACAUGUUACCCCAUCAAAAACCAAACAGAUUUUUACAAGAAUACGCAUUUUUACAAUGACAGUUUGAAUUAUAAUAAAACCCAAAAUGUGAAGUUAUAGCAGUACAGUGUUCAAAUAUAUUGCGCGUCUGUGAUAAAAUGAGAAAUGCAAACGAAGUAAAGGAGACUUUCAUGGUUGCGCAUAAGGCCUUAAUGUAUGUAAAAAAAGAUGUACAGUGCACUCCCUAUACGUUAAGCUAAGCGUACAUUAUCAGAUAACGCAUAUAGGUAGGUUUAUAUUUAUAUGCUACAAUGAAUAAUUUUUUUCGAAAAAAUUGUAUACGCUGUGUCUGACUUUAAAGAAAUUGAGAGCCAAUAAAUCAUCUAU